Clupea harengus (Atlantic herring) is the source of this 2823-nucleotide messenger RNA. It is a transcript of the gene scg3, whose product is annotated as secretogranin III. Gene Ontology annotation, biological process: protein localization to secretory granule. Gene Ontology annotation, cellular component: secretory granule membrane. Lineage: Eukaryota; Metazoa; Chordata; Actinopteri; Clupeiformes; Clupeidae. The record is from RefSeq and is a predicted model, not a curated record.
CACUGUGCACUGGCCGGGUAUGGCCUAUGUUGCCAUUAAGCUCUCUUGUCUUUUCUUUUAUUAAAUUGUUGAAGCUAUCGAUAAUGGAUAGUCUGACGUAGGUUGUGAAGGAGGUGACGCACAUGGGGCGGAUUUUCGAUGUCGUCUACAAUUCGAUCAGCCUGGCACGGAGAGUCUGAUGUUGUCUUAGGUGUGACUGCUAGGCGGCAGGUGUGAGCUAACACGCAUCUUAAGACCGGCGAACUCUACCAGCUUAUCUCUUUUUAAUUAUAGCCAGCGACCUGAUUUCAGCACCGCGGGUACUUAACAGCUCCACAGCAGCGCUCUCGGAAACCCCACCUUUGUGAUAGGCACCGGACAGCGCAGUCAUAAGAAGCAGAGUCACCGUGAGCAAGCGAAGCUGUCCAAACCUGUCAGCACUUUCUUGUCGUAGUCGUUCACAGAUAGAUAGUUUACAGACAGUAGGCUAACAACGAGGUGAACAUAGCAGGAUCUUUACUCCUGGCCACAGCUAAAUUAAUUUAAAGGACAUACAUUCAAGGAUGGCGUCAAAGAGCUUGUGGAUUCUGGUCUUAAUUCAGUUUUUUGCUCUAACGGUACACCAGCUCUCUGCCUUCCCAACACCUGCCAGUGCUGACGAUAAAACUGUCCACAACAGACAGUUGACUGAUGAGAGACCUGUUCAAGAACAGAUUGCUGAAGCUGACAGUAUUAAAAAGUCAGACACAACCGCUCCAGAAACAAAGCUAGCUGAGGAGUUGAGCGACACGGCGAGCAACUCUGAUGACUUCGCUCUCUUGAAGUCGCUGGCAGAGAAAUCCAAACAGGCUGAAAAUGAGACCCCAAAGUCAGGGAAAGGAGACCAGUUUGUCCCCGAUGAGGCUGACUCCACCAAGAACAGAAGGCUGUCAGAUGACUAUGAUUCCACCAAAAUUGGUAGGGACUACAAGUACCAAGAUGACCCCGAGAGUUUCCGCCAGCUUGAUGGGACUCCUCUGACAGCAGAGGACAUUGUCCAGAAGAUUGCCAACAAAAUCUACGAGGAGGACGACAGAGGGGUGUUUGACAGGAUUGUUUCAAAACUCUUGAAACUUGGACUGAUCACAGAUAGCCAAGCAGAUACACUCGAGUAUGAAGUGGCCGAAGCCCUCCAGGACCUUAUCACUAAAAACGCAAAGGACAAUGAGAUUGAAGAGCCAGACCUGAGUAUGGACUAUCCCAUCUCCAGGGGAGAUGACGUGGAUGGGACACCUGAGGACAACAUGGAGGAGACUGACAGGCUGCCCAGCCGGCGCUAUGAGGAGGACGAGGAGCCAGAGAAUGUGGACCAGGAGACGGAUGAGGCAGCGGACACUGCUUGGGAUGCUGCCAGCGAGGGCAAUGACAGGAAUGAGCUGAGCCCUGUGGACAGUCUGCAGGACCUGCAGUACUUCCCCAACUUCUACCGGCUCCUCAAGAGCCUCGACUCAGAGCAAGAUGCCCAGGAGAGGGAGACGCUGAUCACCAUUAUGAAGACCCUGAUUGACUUCGUAAAGAUGAUGGUCAAAUAUGGUACCAUCACCCCAGAGGAAGGAGUCUCUUAUCUGGAGAAUCUGGAUGCCAUGAUUGCCUUGCAGACAAAGAACAAGCUGGGCAAGACUCUGGGGAUCCCUGUUCUGACACCACCUACAGGCAAGCUUACCGACGAGGAUGACAACACUAAGGCAGAGGCAGCUAAGAUGCAGAAGGAGUAUGAGUUGCUGAAGGACUCCACCAAAGAAAUGCAGGCUGCAACAGAGACCAGCCACCCGAGGAAAUCAGAGACUUAUUUGGAAGCAAUCAGGAAGAAUAUCGAGUGGCUAAAGAAGCAUAACAAAGACGCCAACAAAGAGGACUAUGACUUAUCCAAGCUGAGGGACUUCAUGGACCAGCAGGUGGAUACCUACAUUGAUAAGGGCAUUCUGGAGAAGGAGGAGGGAGAGGUGAUCAAGCGGAUCUAUGGCAGCAUGUAGAGAUGACUGAUCCACCACCACUCUCGACUAGGCUGAGCAUUUAUGUGAUUCUUCUGUAUGCUGAAGGGAAAAUUACCAUUUUGAUAAAUGACAAAUAUAUUGAUUCUCAUGCCUCCGAAGUGGUUCACUCAGAGAAUGCAAUAAUGAAGACAUUGCUUAGGGCCUUGUAGUAUUGACAGUAUCCGGUUGAAAUCUAAACACUCUGGGUAGCCGUAGAUGCAUGCCAGGGAAACAAUCACCUGCACCCUCACCUGGCAACACUUGCAUUACCUACAAUCAUAAGUAAAAACAAUAACCAAAACCUAUUUAUUGAUCCCAAUGGACCCUGCAAAAUAGGACACUGCCUUCCUGAAGGAUGAAUCCUCCCAGCUAAUGUGGAAUGAGUGGCAAAUAAGUUUAGAAAAUAGAAAGACUACACUGUAGCUUUUGCAUUUACUUCUAUUUUGCAAUAGACACUAAGCCAUGCAUACAUCUAUAUCAACAUGUAUCCAUUCUGUGUAAUCUGACCUAGCAUAUAACUGUUUCUCUAAUGUAAGCAUAAAAUCUGUCUAUGACUAUUUGUCAACCAAAAAAUGCUCUGUUUUCAGGUCAUCUCAGUGACUUUUUUCUUCUUUAUUCUGUUUUGUUUUACUGUUCUUGGUUAAUGUGGGAACGGAUCUUUCUUUGUGUUUUCUGUCACACUUCUGCACCUGCAACAUGGGAGUUUAACUUCGGCAUGUUUCAGUAUGUUUUACUGUACACUGCUCUAGACACACAAAAUCAAGUAUUUUUAAAUGUAAAUAUUUGUGAUUUUUCCAAACUGUUAAAGCAAAUAAAACAUUGCCUUUCUUUA